AUGGAUCAGUAUCCACGAGAAUUCGACAGUAAUAGAACAUGCAAUGAGUUACUACAUUCACGAAAAGCCAAACUGAACGUGAGAAUAUCGCUGAAUCCAGAUUGUUUAUCAGAUGAACAUUUGCUUCAUACGAAACUGAGGCGGUGUUCAAUCAUGUCGCAAGCGUCAGAAUCGCCGCUUGAGACAAUGUAUCGUCGUCGUCCGUCGUUCAGACGUCCACCUAUUCGUGACGUGCAUUCUCCUCGUCUGACUGAAGAUGAGGCUGAUCUUCUGACUAGCCCAUUUUUGAACUACAGUACUGGCUACACCUAUGCAUUUAGCCAGUCUUAUAAUCCUGACAAACCACCAGCUUGGGAAGUUCCCAACAUUAACAACAACCUUCUCCACAUCACUAAUCAAGAAAACGUUGACUAUGCAGCACCUAGCAUCAUGCGAAGUUUAGGCCAAGCUGGGUAUAACGCUUUUCGGACAUUUUUCAACGUUGUACUUUGGGUGUUAUACACAAUCACUGUACGCCCCGUCAAAUCCGUCGGAUUUUUACUUUACGAUACUGUUGUGGCAGUAGUGUAUCUCACUCGUUGUCUUGGAGAGUCCAUUACGGGCUUUUUGUACUCAAAAAUUGAAGAACGUCGACGUCCCUUCCGCCGUCGCAGUUUCUUCGACCUCGUUAUCGUGACCUUCUUCAAACUAGUCUAUGGCAUCGCUAGUGUUAUCCGUUAUCCAGUAGAUCUCAUCUGCAGUGGUUUUCGUGCGAUUAAUCUUGCACUUACCCGAAAAUACUAUGAGCUUUUGGCGGCAAAUGGUAGGCGGUUGAAUAAUCAGGCAAUGAUAGAGAGAAUGAGGAAAAUGAACAAGGAAACUGCUGAAUGCAACCAUUGGAUGAUGUUGAGGAAAGCAGAGCAGGAAUCAGCGCAACGGUAUGAAUGGAAUGGAGACAGAUUCGAUCCUAAUGAUCCAAAUGAUCCUGACAAGAGAUUUUACAAUCUUCGCUCACGUACUAUCACUGCCUUGGAUACGGACUCUGAAGAUGAUGAAGUCCCGAGAAGACGGAAGACAGUUCGUUUUGAUACAGUAUCCAACGAAAUACUCUAUGAUAAUCCCGAGUAUCGCAGGAUGUCAAUGGCUUAUCGCAUUGCUACGUGGCUUGGAUCGACCGCUUCCUCAGUUGUGUACUACUUGUUGUAUGCGGCUCACUUUGCUGUUCUUUGUAUCAUGAAGCCUUACUAUUUUUUGGUCGGAAUGAGCGAUAGUUCUUACACUACGCCUUCAAACUCAAGAGAAGAGGUGGUUCUUGUUGGUCGUCAUCCGUACAGAAGAAUGUCUGGUGGUGCUGAUUAUGAUGGGUUCGAUUAUGACCUAUAUCCGGAAGCUGAACCAUCACCACUUGUGUCACGUUUCACUUCAUUCUGUUCUACUGUGCUAUACGCCCCUUGCCGUGCUUUUCUUUUCGUCGCUUUUGCGGUUGUAGAUUUGUUCCGUUGGUUGCAGUCAAGGGUAAUCAGGUCUUUUGGAUGGGCUGGAAAGAACUCAAAGAAUAUCAUUGAAGCGUUAUACAACAGGCGUCGACGUUGGAUCUGGUGGUUGUUACCACUCUUUCUGCUGUUGUUUGUAUUGCUGUCUCGUCGGGAUGGUGAUAGUCCUUUGAUCAUUCUUGGGCAUCGUGUGUCUGAUAUGCAGGAGAAAAUCUCAGACUACGCAUACAACGUAAUUGAUUCUGAAGGAAUUUAUGCGAAGUCCCUCAACUCAAUCUAUGAUGAGUACUGGCUCAAUGGAAAAUUUGCGAAGUAUGAUUUGUUGACAAGAAUCUCUUCCGCAGUUUCCAAUGCAUGGCUUUUUAUUGUUACGAUAACAAAGACCGCUUAUGAUCUUUGUGCAACCAUAGUGAGUGAUGUGACUUCGUACGUCCUGGAUUUUCUAGCGACAACGUGUCAUAUGGGCUACUCUAAAUUGCCAUCGAUGCCUUCAUUUGCAAUGCCAACUGUGGGAAAACCCAACUGGUCAACAAUCUACAGCGUGUCGCCCUCACAGCUUGUUAACUACUUUCCUAGUGGCCCUAAUAUGUCAUCGCUGAAGUCAUCUGCUGUCGGUUUUGUUUCAAACGCAGAGAAGUUUUUCUACAACCUUUUGUGGAACAUCAGAGCUGCCGGAGAAUUGGCCGUCUCUUGCGUACAUCAAUUAUUUCUGAUGGCAUACUAUAUCAUAACAUACCCUUUUCAUAGAUUGUAUGAUGGUGUUCCUGAGAUAUCGUUGUGGAAAUCAUCCACGCUCUCUGCCGGCAGCACUGUUGAGCAGUGCUUCUAUAAUUACUUGGCUGCGGUCACUGAUGUUGGUAAUAUGGUAGUGAAUAACGUGCUUGGGUGGCUUCAUUUCCUGUGGAAAGGAGUCUCAGGGCUUAUUCUACUGCUUUUUUACCCCUUACAGCGGCUCCAAGUUGCAGUGCUGGAGAACUCUGCCGAAAUAAAGGGAAGUACUCGAGAUGUUAUUAUUCCACGCGAUGAAACGAAAGAGAAAACAAGCGUUGUUCACAUACCGUCACCGACAACGGCCAUCGACGAGAAGAAACUUAUUGAAAAGAUUACUGCUAUUGUGGAUGCGAGGAUGGAUCAUGAUCUGAAGUUGAAAUUGGAGACAGAGUUGAGUAUGCUGAAAGCAUCGUAUGAGGAAAAGAUUUCAUCGCUGAAGGCAGAGAAGAAUCUCAUGGACAUUGAUUAUUCUCAUCUGGAAUCGUUAAUCCGUGCUGCAAUUUCCGAGUAUGACAGCGACAAAACGGGAAUGUUCGAUUUUGCGCUGGAAAGCGCUGGCGCCUCAAUUAUUUCGACCCGCUGCUCUGAAAACUACAAUACGUACUCCCGUCUUGAGAAGAUUUGGAACAUUCCUUUGUGGUACUCCAGUUAUGGACCAAGAACUGUGAUACAGCGCAAUUCGAAAACUUUGUUUCCUGGAGAGUGUUGGUCGUUUAAAGGGCCCGUCGGUUACAUCACAAUAGGACUGUCGCAUCCGAUCAAUAUGACUAUUUUCAGCUAUGAGCAUAUUGGUGCUCAUCAAGCUCCCGGUGGUCUCCGCCCAAGUUGUCCGAGAACGUUCAAGAUUUGGGCGUACAAGUCAGAAGCAGAUAUGGAUACUAGAGUCCUUCUGGGUGACUUCAUAUACGACAUUAAAGGCACUCCACUACAGUUCUUCGUUGUUAAGACCCAGCCAGACUACCCGGUUAAAAUUAUCGAGAUGGAAGUCACGAGCAACUAUGGUGCCGAGUACACAUCGCUGUACCGUGUGCGCGUACAUGGGUCAUUGUACAAGCCUGGAACUGAUUGA
Molecule: messenger RNA, 3312 nt
Organism: Necator americanus (New World hookworm)
Lineage: Eukaryota; Metazoa; Nematoda; Chromadorea; Rhabditida; Ancylostomatidae
Exons: 31
Coding region: 1-3312 (1103 amino acids)
Cellular component (GO): nuclear envelope; meiotic nuclear membrane microtubule tethering complex
Molecular function (GO): protein-membrane adaptor activity
Source: RefSeq, a predicted model, not a curated record